Molecule: messenger RNA, 3351 nt
Organism: Amoebophrya sp. A120
Lineage: Eukaryota; Dinophyceae; Syndiniales; Amoebophryaceae
Source: the annotation of a GenBank genome assembly
CAGCAGCCUUGACGUGCCGUCACGAUUUACUGUCGUUUUUGCGUACGAGCGAAUUUUGGAGCGACGCGCCUCAUUCCCGCAGACUUUUUUGCGGUUUCGCAACGUACAAAUUCACGAUCGCUGGGGCUCGCAAGAAUCGCGUUAGCUGCAUAGUAGAAGCACGGUGAAGGAGCCGUUCAGUCCAUUCUCGACCAACAGGAACUACUUGUACUCAGCUUGGGAAUAUCUUCUGUUGAACCGCGAUUGGAAUAUUAAAUGGUCAUGCGGCAUCGCAGCCUGUACCUCAACUCUGCAUGGUGUGCUUGUCUUGCUGGUUACCUGGAAGCGCUUUUAGUGCACCGAGCCGGAGUCCUGUUUUGGCUGGCACAGGCUACGCUGCCCCACGCUUUUGGAGAAGACGCGACGGAAUGCACCAAUGCCGGCGUCGUGGGAGACGCGGGCAGCACGGUAUCCUGUUUGAAAACGUCCCCAUGAUGCCGUACUUGUCAUGUGACUUUAUUUCCAUCUGACGCUGCAGCAGGAACCGGGGCUGAAUAUGUUUUGAUGCGACUCCCCAUGAGGACAUCGGCCGGUGUUUCGGAGAGGACAAUUCGUCCUGUUUAGUGAACCAAAAUUAUAGUAGUUGUAGCUCUGUUAGUUUUACGUUGUUCCAAUUGAUUCAACAGUCUUUCCAUAUUAUCAUCUUCUUCGCAGUAGACCUCUGACCUUCAUCGUGGGCGGGGCGUUUUUGACUAGCAUACACUGGCACGCGAAUCUACGUUGUGCACAACGUGACGCGUGCGCCACAAAUCGAGAACAUCGGCAAACAAUCGACGGGCGGGUUAGCGAAGCUGGGCGCACGACAGGCGUUCGAAACAGGAUUAGGCGAUUUGCUGCAGAAGGCGUACCUCCGGCUAGAGCAGCUCGGGUGCGCACCGCCAUCCGGCCACCUUGGGAAACCGACUGAGAAAAGUGCUAGUUUGCCGACCGGCAACGGCGGUGCACCGCUGCAGCGUUCUUGGGGCGUCGCGCCGAAACUGAGCAUUCUUGGGACCGCGGGCACGCGCCUGAUGGCCCCGGAGAAGAACGCAGCCCUCUGGAAGGAGCUCCGCGCGCUGAUCCAAACCAUGAUGGUAUCCUGAGGAAAAACGGGAUCCACGCACCAUAGUCAAGAUGAGUGUACGUUUUGAUAGUACACAAGGAAAGAAGUUUUGACUGUUGCGCAUGAACAAAGAUUCACAAAGCUACAACUAGCUUCUCGUCCCGAUUAGAGCACGACAAAUUCCCGGACAGCAUUUUUAGAAAAAGCUCGUCAGGGGGCAGUGCAUGGGAUCCAAUUUGGGCGUGCAAAUAUGCAUGACGAGGACUCUGGGAGUAGUUGGGCACAUUUUUACACCGGAUAGAUGCACCAGAAGAAACUGAAGUUCGAACUACUGCAGCUGCGGACCAUAUCGGGAGAGGAGGAGGGGCUGUUCGCCUUUUACUCGGUGAAUUUGCUGCGCCACGCGGUUAGCCACGAGUUGCGGGCGUAUCAAAAUGAAUGAAAAGCACCCUGCCUCCAGAAAUGCAUAAAAAAGUGGGGAGUGUUGCGGCGAUUGAUAAUUUUGUUUCGGGAUCUAGUCGAGUUGUGGCAGCGAGUUCUAGCGUUGCAAGCAUCGCCUCUGCGGUGCUUUUCCGGGUCGACAUAGAUCUGCGCUAUUGAUGUGGGUCGAGAAUUUGUGAUGCUGCACCAGGCAAGGUGGCCAGGAUUCCCAUUGGGAGCUUUCGCAAGGCAAAGUUCAUCUGGGGUUGGGGUGCCAUUCACGGUGAUAGGGCACGCGAGAAAUUUCUUCACGGAGUGGUAGAUCUGGGCGGAGUAUCAAGCGUAAAUAUGUCUGGGUCCUCUGGGAGAGUGCAUCCAUUUGUCAUGCAGGUUUUGCACCUGCAAAAACUCCACAGUCAGCAUCGCAUAUUUGCAUUGCAUACGUAGCGUCGACGCAGGUGGCCGUGCCGAUGCGGCACAUAACCGAGGGCACAAAAAUUACGGCGAAAGAUGUUUUCAUCCGCAGCUUUCUGGGCUACGGGACAAAGGAAUUCCUCGGAAAUGUAUAAGUGCCGAGACAGUGCGUGCGCCUUUCUUGCUUUGACUAAAGUAUGCCCGCCUCUUGCGACGAACGAUUGAAUCACGAUAGUCAACAGUGUGUCGGUGCUGCAUGUGGAGCAUUGACCCCGCAGCUGGGUACAUCAUCAUCAUUUUGUAGAACAAUGAUUACUUACACCCAAAAACUCAUCUUCGAUUUACAGGCUCCUUCAAGUGUGAAAGAUUCGUGCCAGUUUGGAAAGCCAGCGGCUGACUGUCAAUCAGCAAUCAAGGCCGUGUUUGCGGAGCGGCAGGUUUCGGGCACAUCCUAUGUGCGUGAGAAUCUCUCGUACUUCGUAUCAAAAUGAAAAAACACGCGAGCGCCCCUGGAGUUCUUGGCGCGUGUUUGUAGACGUAAAUACAUGCAAAUUUGAAGAGGUUUUCGUUUCAAAGGAGCGCCCGCGGCGCGAAAAAGGAGUUUGUAAAACUGUAUUUGUGGUAGUUUUAGAAUCUCGGGACGACCGCAAAGCCAGUAAGUGUUUCAGACUACUUACUUCGCAUCGCAGCCGCUAGACUCGUCCACCUCUGGAGGUGUGUACAGGGACGGGUCGCUUUUUCACUUGGAUGCUUUGGCAAGGGUGACCUAGCGCUGAUUCAGGAGGGGGACCAGGCUAUGGCGUCGGUGUACACGAUUUCUGGGUACUACUUCGCCGCGCAGUUUCUUCGCUGGGUGGGCGCCCUACAAACGCCGGACGAGAAACUGAGCUUGGAGCAACUGGCCAAAGGCGCGAACGGUAUGAUAGGGAUGUCAAUUUUUCCAUCGAUGAGUUGUUGUGAUGCGCUACAGCAUUCUUAUCAUUUAGUGCCCUCUUCCAGGGAAAAGCCGCAAAGAAAAGGAGCUUCACUUUAUUCACUAAAUAACUCACUCAUUCUGAAUCAUUUAUUAUCGACAUUGCACUACAACAGCCGCUAUCCUAUGCAAAAAUGUUUGGGUCUGGAAGGUUGCACACUUUCGCCAUGCGUUUUGUGCAUGACCCAGAAGCUCUGAGAUGCCAGCAACAGCAUCUCAGGUUUGCAGGAGGCAUCUCAAAAAUAGCUUCCCGGAAGGUUCUCUCCCGCGUAAAAUUUCUUCAGACUUUGAUGACAAGGUAACAUGAGGGCCGCUUGCGCUGUGCAUGCAUCACAGAUCAUUUUUGCGCGAUGUAAGAUCAUGCGCAUCACAAGGUAGCAUCCUUGAGAACGACCCAGAAAUGAUAUUUUCUGUGGAUAGCUGCCUGUGCGACUCCCGGCGAAGAGGUGCAAAAGAAAUUUGA